AUGGCCCAAACUCACAAUAUCCUCGUUCUACCAGGCGACGGUAUAGGCCCCGAAGUCAUGACCGAAGCAGUCAAAGUGCUCAAAGCAUUCGAAGGCCCUUCGCACAAAUUUGAGCUCCGACAAGAGUUGAUCGGUGGCUGCAGCAUUGAUGCAACCGGGAAAUCGGUCACCGAUGAAGUCAAGCAAGCAGCUCUUGCCUCGGACGCUGUUCUCUUUGCAGCCGUUGGCGGUCCCAAGUGGGAUAAUGCUCGACGAGGUCUAGAUGGCCCCGAGGGUGGAUUGCUACAGCUUCGCAAAGCGAUGGAUAUUUAUGCAAACCUGCGACCGUGCUCGUCUAGUUCCCCUAGUGCGUCGAUUGCAAAGGAGUUUAGCCCUUUUCGGCAUGAGGUUCUGUUCGGGCCUGAGAAGGAUGGUGCAGCUGAAGGGGUGGACUUUGUAGUUGUUAGGGAGAACUGCGGUGGUGCUUACUUUGGAAGGAAAGUAGAGGAUCCAACUUAUGCGAUGGAUGAAUGGGGCUACUCUGAAGCCGAGAUCCAACGAGUCACCCGUCUAGCUGCAGAAGUUGCUCUGCGUCACAACCCACCUUGGCCAGUUAUUUCCCUCGAUAAGGCCAAUGUCCUGGCCUCCUCUCGCCUCUGGCGUCGUGUAGUCGAAACGACCAUGACCACCGAGUAUCCACAACUCAAGCUGGUUCACCAACUCGCUGACUCUGCCUCUUUGAUCCUGGCCACUAACCCAAGAUCCCUGAAUGGUGUUAUUCUUGCUGAUAAUACUUUUGGUGAUAUGAUCUCCGACCAGGCGGGCUCGAUUGUUGGGACUUUGGGUGUCCUGCCUAGUGCCAGUCUUAAUGGUUUGCCUGGUGAUAAGACACUUAAGACAAGGCCGUACGGGUUGUAUGAGCCAACUCAUGGCUCGGCUCCGACUAUUGCUGGAAAGAACAUUGCUAACCCCGUCGCAAUGAUCUUAUGUGUUGCACUGAUGUUCCGGUACUCCCUGAAUAUGGAGAAUGAAGCUAGGCGUCUGGAAGAUGCAGUGCGAAAGGUCCUUGAUAAGGGCUUGCGGACACCGGAUCUAGGGGGCACGAUGGGUACUAAGGAGCUAGGAGAUGCUAUUGUAGCCGAGCUAUAG
Penicillium daleae is the source of this 1128-nucleotide messenger RNA. RefSeq names its product 3-isopropylmalate dehydrogenase. Lineage: Eukaryota; Fungi; Ascomycota; Eurotiomycetes; Eurotiales; Aspergillaceae. The record is from RefSeq and is a predicted model, not a curated record. Gene Ontology annotation, biological process: L-leucine biosynthetic process. Gene Ontology annotation, cellular component: cytosol. The transcript has 3 exons. The coding region runs from base 1 to 1128 and encodes 375 amino acids. Gene Ontology annotation, molecular function: magnesium ion binding; 3-isopropylmalate dehydrogenase activity; NAD binding.